Messenger RNA from Anopheles maculipalpis, 1592 nucleotides. RefSeq lists its product as uncharacterized. NCBI's taxonomy places the organism in Eukaryota, Metazoa, Arthropoda, Insecta, Diptera, Culicidae. Gene Ontology annotation, biological process: negative regulation of gluconeogenesis; proteasome-mediated ubiquitin-dependent protein catabolic process; protein catabolic process in the vacuole. Bases 1 to 1569 code for a protein of 522 amino acids. Gene Ontology annotation, cellular component: GID complex; extrinsic component of membrane. The record is from RefSeq and is a predicted model, not a curated record. The transcript has 7 exons.
AUGAACCAGGAAGCUGAGGGGGACAGUAGUAACCAUCAUUACGAGAGCAAAAAUACGUUCUACUCCAUCGCUUCCGUAACAUCACCAGCUGCACCAGCUGUUCUGCCAUCAGCAACCAUCUCGCUACCUAACAACUAUCAAGCUUCGCUCGCAGAACUGUCCUCCAGCACUGCAGCUACAACAACCGGUAUCAGCUCGAACGAGACAAUCAGCGAGUGCAAAGGGCGAAAUCGUACCGACCCGGGCGAUAAACCUAGCUCCUCAAUCGUUGCUAGCGUUGGUGGUGAGGAGGAAGGAGAGGAGGAGGAGGAAAAAGAAGAAGCGACACUAGGCGAGUAUAGCGUCAACGAAGCAGCCGUGUCGGAGAAAACCAAGCGUCGUAACCGGAACCAGAAGCGACCGAACGAAACGGAGAACCAUCGGUCGGCUACCGGCGAAAGACGAACGGGUAGCUCGGGUACAGGCGGGGCGGAGGCGGGAUCGGGGCUGGGGAUCGGUUUGGAACCGUCCGGCAGCUCGCUGCUACCGGAUCUGUCGUCUCUCAGCGGCGACACGCAAAGCAAAGAGCUGACCGACGUUAACACUUCGCCAGCGACAAGCACGACGACGACACACAUCGGUGCGGAAGAGGAAGGUGUCGAUCCCAUCCACGUGUCCGGUACAACCGCUAUCGAACCCGCUCGAGAAGAAGCCACACGCAACACCAAAAAGCAGGAAGACGAAGGGCAGGAGCAGGACGGUGAGUGUAAGUCAGGCGACGGUAACGCCACACCCCGAAAGCGCACCAGCGCCGACAGCAGCAGUACGUGCGGGUCAGAAAACGGCAGACGCGCGGCGGGUGGCAUCGCUGGAGGGGUAGCCGAACGGUCGGACCGGCUCGGACCAGGCGACGAGAAUCAGUUACAGCCGCCGGAGCAGGAAGGAGCCCGUUACCCAAACCAGGACACCGCCGAAACGAUGCCAGUGCGCGUGGAUAUAGUGCCGCCGCCGCCAAACAACUCCAAACAGCUCGGCGUUACCAAGUCACUUCUGUACAAUGGUUCCAAGUUUCGUGGCUCACAGAAAUCUAAAGGAAAUGCGUACGAGGUGGAGGUGGUACUGCAGCACGUCGACGAAGCGAACUCUUAUCUGUGCGGAUAUCUCAAAAUCACCGGACUUACAUUUGAAUUCCCCACCCUAACGACCUUCUUUGACGGUGAAAUCAUAUCGAAAAAGUAUCCCUUUCUAACACGUAAAUGGGACGCGGACGAAGAUGUAGAUAGAAAGCAUUUUGGAAAAUUUGCUGCCUUCAGCGAGUACCAAAAGACGUUCAACUCGGACGAUUUUGACUAUGAUGCGUUAGCGAAGAGUGACUAUGUUUUUAUGCGCUGGAAGGAACACUUUCUGGUACCUGAUCACAAGAUAAAGAACAUUAACGGAGCAUCCUUUGCCGGGUUCUAUUACAUCUGCUUCCAGAAAUCGCAAGCCGUUAUGGAAGGAUACUAUUACCAUCGCUCUUCUGAAUGGUAUCAAUCUUUAACCCUACAACACGUAGCUGAAUCAUGCAUUCAAAUCUACGAGUUUAGAUAAUUCGUUUCAUGACAGAACGAACC